AUGCAGUUCUUCAUGAAAUGUCUCGCUCUUCUUCCUCUUUUAACUGUUGCGGUUUCUGGUGCAUCCAAGUUCGCCGACACUUGCCAGAAUAUUGAGGGAAGGGGAACCCAAAUUCGCGCGGACUGCCGUGAAAAUGAGCAUGGUCAAUACCGAACCAGUACACUCGACCUAAACCGUUGUCUCAAGAACAAUAAGGGGAACCUCAAGUGUGGAAAGAAUGGUGACUUUACCGCCUCUUGCAUCAACUGCAGUCUUCGAGGGCACACUGAACUGGAAUGCAUGUGCCGCAAUGUUAAGGAGGGACACCCAUACGCUUCGGCCCACAUUGAUUUGAACAAAUGCAUCAGCAACAACCACGGCGAACUCGGCUGCUAG
Penicillium waksmanii is the source of this 375-nucleotide messenger RNA. RefSeq names its product CVNH domain-containing protein. The record is from RefSeq and is a predicted model, not a curated record. The coding region runs from base 1 to 375 and encodes 124 amino acids. The transcript is spliced from 3 exons. NCBI's taxonomy places the organism in Eukaryota, Fungi, Ascomycota, Eurotiomycetes, Eurotiales, Aspergillaceae.